This is a messenger RNA of Dibothriocephalus latus, 201 nucleotides long. The record is from the annotation of a GenBank genome assembly. Lineage: Eukaryota; Metazoa; Platyhelminthes; Cestoda; Diphyllobothriidea; Diphyllobothriidae.
AUGGGGCCGAAAUUCUCGCCAGAGGUGACAAUCGGUCUGGAGUGCGCUCUUCAGCUGUUCGCCGAGGCCAGACCACCCGGCAUCUACAAAGCGGAUUACUUGAAGGAGUUGUUUGAAAGGUACGGCGAUCCAGACGACUGUCCAGCUGCACCACCUCUCCCUGAUUGGUGCUUUGGUAAGCAAGACAGCUGUUGCAGCUAG